AGCUAGAACAUCUGCUGGACUUGGUCUUUUUACCGAGAAACAAACUAUAACAUUAGGAGCAAUGCUGGCACCACCAACUAAUUUACAUGCGCCUAUGAGUAGUAUAACUGAACGAAGUGUACACCUAUACUGGACAGCACCGGCUCAGUCGUCAAAUGUGAAGGGCUAUAGAAUCUACUAUAACACGUGUUACCUCACGAGUUGUGACACUAAACAAACCACCACCACUCAAACUGAUGUAACAGUGAACAGUCUGUCACCUGGCACAGAAUAUAUAUUCAGGGUGGCGGCAUAUAAUGAUGAUACAGUCAGUCCAAAGACUAUUGGUAUUGUGGUAAACACAAACGGAAAUCCGCUGCCAGUGCCGUCAGAUCUCAAUGUCACUGGAACGGAUUUUAAUUCUGUAUCACUAUCAUGGAAAAUUAAUCAAACUGGACAGUGGUUAUAUGGUAUUUACUAUGGUAAAAACAGCGAAGAUUUAAAGACUUCCAAACUGACCACCAAAAACCUGACCUAUGUAGUGAACAAACUAGAAUCUGGAGUUGAGUAUCUUUUCAGAGUUGGUGUCGUUGGACCUAAUGGGAUAGGACUGAAGAGUCCAGUUAUUUUUGGACGAACUAAAUUUGAUGAUCGUCUCAGACCACGACAUGUCCUGGCAACUGGGAUCAAUUUUACUGUUAUUAAUGUAUCCUGGUGGUCGCCAAGGGAUCUCCCAGAAAAACUAGGAUACAUCAUAUACUAUCGUGAGAAAAGAGGCAAUUCUUCCUUGUUUCAAAACGUCACUGUACCUCCUACUUCUAAGACAAAGUUGAGCUUUAAUCUAACAAAUCUGAUUCCUGGUGCUGAGUACCUGAUUAAAAUGAGUACUCAUGAAAAAGGCGCUUUACUCACUGAAAUCAUCAGUGGAAAAACAU
This is a messenger RNA of Saccoglossus kowalevskii, 914 nucleotides long. Its product is annotated as sortilin-related receptor-like. The record is from RefSeq and is a predicted model, not a curated record. NCBI's taxonomy places the organism in Eukaryota, Metazoa, Hemichordata, Enteropneusta, Harrimaniidae. Gene Ontology annotation, biological process: post-Golgi vesicle-mediated transport. Gene Ontology annotation, cellular component: membrane; Golgi apparatus. Gene Ontology annotation, molecular function: protein binding.